AUGUUGCUUGCUCCCACCAGCAGUCGCCCCAGCAGUGGCCCUAGCGGUCGCCCCGGUCGCGACUUGAUGCCUGAGACGCUUCCCCUCGGCCACAGCGGGGCCCGAGGUUUAGUGGACUCUGCAUCCUGCCUUGACUCCAUGGGUCUUGGCUGCUUGGCCCUCAUACUUCCUUGCCACCUGCGGAGCACACGCAGAUUGCGCAGCAGACACCCGUGGCGCACACCACGCGGGGCUGCCGGUUCAGCUGCCUCUGCCUUGCGGCGACAGGUGCCGAAUGUGCUGACGGCCAUGAGGGUCCUGCUGGUGGUGCCCAUUGUGGCUCUCUUCUGCUGGGGCGAUCGUCGACUCUGCACGGUGCUCUUUGCGCUGAGUUCCUUGACCGACUUCUUAGAUGGAUACCUGGCAAGGCGCUGGGAGGUGACGUCGCCCUUUGGGAAGUUUUUGGACCCGGUGGCGGACAAGCUCUUAGCCUGCUCUGUCUUGGUCUUGCUGCCCACCGCGUCCGGAUCGGCCUUCGCGCCGGGUCUGCUGGCAGUGCCGGCGGUGCUGAUCAUCCUCCGAGAGAUCUUUGUGAGCGCGCUGCGGGAAUGGACGGCCAUGGCAGGCCAUAGCACUUCAACUCAAGUGGGUUUUCUUGGAAAGCUGAAGACUGCUGUGAUCCUCGUGAGUUUGUGUGGCCUUUUAGCCACCUGCGAUCAGGGUCUCUCUUCUUCGAUCUUCCGAGUGGCUGUGCUGCUGCUUUACCUGGGCACCCUCUUGGACGCCCGGAAGAGCCGGUUAACCACGGUGAUCGGGCGCGGAAUGGCAGAUGGAACGGUCGAUGGUCUCACCAUUUCGAGCACCAAGGUGGAAGACUAUCCUUGCGUCCGGCAGCAGUUGGGGAACGCACAAUGUGCGUGGCAACGAGCAGCGGAUGACAAGAAGUUGUCCAAAACGACUGCCCGUUUGCUAAAAGGAGCCGAGCGAUUUUGGUGCUUGCCGAGGUCGAGCGUGUCCUCUCAGCGGGUUCAGGAGCUGGCCAAGUCGCUGGAUCAGCCAGUGGGCACCGCCAUCCUUUUGCCCAAGGCGCUCAACAUUGCGGGGCGGAGUUUCUCCUCGGCCAAGAUCUUGCGGGAGUUUAAGACCAAGAGCCGUGCACGGCUGGUACAGCUGGAGCCCGGCCAGGCGCUCUUCGUGGUGAAGUUCGAGAACCUCUCCGAGGAGUAUGCCGUCAUGGCCGCACUGCGGCAGCUGAAUUAUCUCUGGCAGAAGAGCCAGCUGUGCGUGGGCCAGGAGCUGGUGCAGGCGCAGACCUUCGGGAUCUUCCCGCUUUCGCCCGGGCUCGGCCUGGUGGAGGUUGUCUCGGAGAGCCGUACCUUGCGGGAGCUCUCGGAAGGGGUGCCCUUCAACGAACGGCAAUGGCGGGUGGUGCGAGCACUGAACCAGGAUUCCCAAAAGCUGGACCGCUUGGCAGCAAGCGUUUGCGCCUACUUGACCUCCAGCUAUGUCUUAGGUAUCCGUGAUGGUCACGACGACAAUCUGAUGCUAAGGCGCGACGGCCGGCUCUUCCGCGUGGACUUCGGCUUCGCGUGGGGGCGCACGCCCGAGAUCGACGCGCCGGGGAUCUUCGUGCCCAAUGCGGUCUACUUGGCCUUGGGAGAGGGACGCUGGCGCCAGGUGGUGCUGGGUUGCAAAGCCGCCUUGCGCGCAGUGAGCGGCUCACGGGCCGACAAGCCAGCUUGGGAGUGCCUCGGGAAGGUGCCAGAACUGAAACCGUUGCUUCCGGAGGUGCACGAGUAUGUCUCGUCCCUGAGCCUUAGCUCCUUUGAUCACCAGGUGGAGCGUGCCGCCGAUUGGACGCUGCAGCGCGCAGCCAAGAACACGCUUCGAGAGGCCCUAAGGUACGUGACGGCCGAGCAGGAGGUGGAAGAGAACACCUGGUACGGCUUCUUGGAUCCCUUUGGGCUCCUCACCACCGAGACCACUCCCCCGCGCACGCCCGCCACGCCCGUGACGCCGCUCACGCCCACCGCGCUCCCAGCGCCAGCGCUCUCGCCGCCGACAGCACGCGCGGAACGCAUGGAGCGCAUCCCGGAGUCCAGAUGCUUUGCCGUUCGCGAUCUUGCCGAUGCCAUGGCUGUCGGCGACCGCGGAAGCACACGGCGCUUGUGCCGGGCAUUGCGCAAGCUUCGCAGUCGAGAGGAGGGGCUGCAGUUGGUGCAACAGCAGCUGAAUGCCAGACCGAGCGGAGCAGAGACCUGUGGCUUGAUCGAUGCCUUUGCCCGACAGGGCUGGUUCUAUCGGCCCUUAGUUGACUUGGCAUCGCAACAGCUUAGCACAGGGACCUCGGCUUCGCCGCCUCACCUGGCAGUGACCUUGCGGGCUUUGGCCACCCUCCACCCGCCAAGUCUGGCGCGCUGGCGGGGUCCGUUAAACGCGCCACCUGUGGGACGUCGCCAUGGUUGGUUUGCAGCAGUGGUGCUGCUGAGGAGCUUGUUGUUGGCCGAGGUUGUGAUGGAUGGAUUGCUGGGAAAGGUCUUCUCCUGGACCUCUCAACAGGGAUCCUGGACUUCUCAACCGGCGCACCUGCGCAGUUCCGGCGCUUUAUGGGGUGCCCUGUGCGACGUGGCUUGGAUCCUCGAACGACGCCCACCGGCCAGCUUGAAGCCUCUGACCGACCGGGAGAAGGCCACAUUGGAGUUGGUCCAAAGUUGGCCCGGUGUGGCACAGCCGGUGAGUGGGAUCUCCGAAGCCUUGGAACUGCACGUGUCCGCCGCCUUCCAACGCCUGGGUCGCACAGUGGAUGGUCUCCAUCGUCCCUCCGGCGCGCGCUCAGGGCAUCGGAGGCUUCCGCUGAGUCUUCCGGAGCUGAAGCUGGUGCUCUUCUGCUUGGACCAGCGCAGCUUCAUCUACGAUCUUCAGGAUGGCCGAAGUUGGUUGAAGCCCUUGACCCUUCUGCACCAGCAGCAGCUGGAGACGGCGGGCUGGCGCGUGGAAGUGAUCCUGGACUCCGAGUGGCCCGAGCAGCAUCUGGAGUUUGAUUUGCAUCAGAUUGCAACCCACUUCUUCAACCUUUUUGGCGAUGUUCUCAGCUCUGGCCGAACCGACCCGAUGCACAGCCUUGGAGCGCCAAAGCGUCACAGGCAAGAGCUCUUGCUUCGAAAGAAGCUUGCCCAUGCCUUACAAGCACAUGUGCCCCGAAGAAGGAGGCGCAGGCUGCCUUGAGGAGCAGAGGAAAAGGCAUGCGGCCCUCUCAGUCGCUGGCAGACCGCCCCCCAAAUGGACAGCACUGUGGCAAUAUUAGGUUAUUGGCGGUUAUUAUUAUUGGUAAUAAAUUAUUGCAAGAACAGAAACACCAAUAUAGCAGAAGACUGGUUCUGUGAGUAAUUAGCUGGUGUUUCUGUUGCGCUUGGCAUGUAGUGUAGCCUGCCGCAAGCAGAAGUGACUUGGCCCAGUCUGUACCACUUGCCCGGGGCAUACAUAUCCUGCCAGUCCAGCCCUACCUUUACUAUACUAUGUUGAAGAAUAUGUUGAUCUAUGCACUUGGCAAAAACCCACGAACUUCUCAUGGCCUGUACUUUGGUGAUUAAAUCGAGGCUCCGGCUCCUUUCUGGCACAGAAAAGCGAACGCGGCUGAAGUCGGCAUUGCUAUGCAUUGAGGUUUUGGCACAUGUUUUUCACAGCAGAUGGUGAGAUGAACAUCACCAAGUUGGCCACCAGUCAUUUUAUACCUUUGGCUGUGAGCCCCUAGUCCCCUUUACAAAGAUACUAUUUUCUGGCCAACGGUUGUAUUCAGGGUUUCACAGUACACACGUUCACAACAUCAAGUGUAGUCUUUGUUAUGGCGACAACUCCUUGCAGAUAAGGGCUUUGUUUGGCAGAACCCGGGUUGAACUUGAUGCGGAGGAGUUCCGUCCAGCAGAGUCUAGCAUCUCGGAUUCAAGGUUUCGACAGAGGCUUUGUUCGGAGAAGGGCUGUGCGAGUUGGACGAAAGUCAUGAAGUUGAAGCAACGCUAUAAGCUCUACAAGAUCUCAGCAUCAACGAUGAAGGUGGCGAUCUAGCUUUACAUUUUGCAACCAAAAACAGCCACUUGAGGGUGGUGAGAGUUGCUGCAGGCCGAUGCUGAUAAGGAUGCAGCAACUUUACACUUUGGUGAACGUGCUUUACACUUAGCUAAAAAACGGCCACGUGGAGGUGGUGCGACUGCCAGGCUGCAAGGAACACCACCAGAAGGCAUCACUCCUGCGAGGACCAGAGGAAGAAGAGCCUUUGACACUCUGUCAGAUUUCUUAAUCGGAAUAUUGAUGCAUGCUUGCUACAAUCUAGAGCAGUUCUCCCCUCCCCAUGUUUGGGUUUUUGUGCUGCUGUUUGCUUAGGGGACCUCAUGCGAGUUCUGACCAUCCUGAACCCAAGCGGACGGACUAAUCCUUGCAUUCCUUACGCGGCGGGGAGGGGACAGGACAGCUGGUCGUCAAGGAGCAAGUGACAGGAGUGUCGGACAGAUUUCCAUGGCUUACCUGAAUGAAGCAUAGCUCGGUAUUCUGCUGUGCAUAGGUGGGUUCAAUGAUGUAAAUGACAUGGCAUCUCUUUUAUACGCAUCAAGUAAUUUGAUCUAAUUGGAUAGAUGAUAGAGUAUGGAACCGAGGACCUUUCAAUGGGUGUUGACUGGGCUCAGACCACAGAAUAGACUGUACCAAUGGCAAUUGGAACGGUUGGAAGGUGUUCUUUGCUGAAAUAGCUAUCCUGUAGUAGAUAGAACGUACUUAUUUCUGAUGGUUCCAAACAUGAUGCACCGAAGGACGCCUCUAUUUGUAUUCAUAGUUGUGGCGGUUAUCCUUGGUUUGUUUUCGAUGUCCAACUGUAGGUUUUUGGGGAGGUAUAUAUGUGAUGCCAAACUUGCCCAGGGCUAUGUCUAUGGCUUUCUAUGUCUAAGUAAGAUUGAAUAACUAACAUCUAUUGCGCGCUUAAAUUUCCACUAUGACUUUUUCAGUGCUAACCUGAUUCUAUCUCCCCUGGAACACAGGCAGCCGAUGAGCAGACCAGUGAGCGGACCAGGCACUGCCCCUCUCCGCGCCGCACCCCCCUUGGGCUCCGGUGGUCUGGCUAGAUGAGAUGCGACUGUGAGGCCACUUCUCAGCACCUGCCCGACUGCAUCCGUCCAACAGCACACAUCUGACAGCACUUCCGUUGUAGAUCAUCUUCGGUCUUUGACCCUCCCAUCCCAAGGAUGGCUCGGGCAGAAGCCCUGCAGCCGUUGUUCGUAGAUGUCGUUGCGAGGGCAAAAAACGGAUCUGCGUGGGUGGGGAACCCCCCUGUGAGUUUGUGGCGGAGAG
This is a messenger RNA of Durusdinium trenchii, 5313 nucleotides long. The record is from the annotation of a GenBank genome assembly. NCBI's taxonomy places the organism in Eukaryota, Dinophyceae, Suessiales, Symbiodiniaceae.